Molecule: messenger RNA, 843 nt
Organism: Adelges cooleyi (spruce gall adelgid)
Lineage: Eukaryota; Metazoa; Arthropoda; Insecta; Hemiptera; Adelgidae
Product: radial spoke head protein 9 homolog
Exons: 4
Coding region: 1-843 (280 amino acids)
Biological process (GO): cilium movement involved in cell motility; motile cilium assembly; axoneme assembly
Cellular component (GO): axoneme
Source: RefSeq, a predicted model, not a curated record
AUGGACGUUAAGUAUUUAUUUUCUUCGGUCGAUAUGCUAAAGACUGCCAAUUGUUCGAUUAACGAAGACCUCAUACCCGUUUUGUACGAUUCGUUGAUCAGAUUGCAAAGUGAAAAUCACUUCAACUCCGUUUACCUGUGGGGACGUCUGCAAACGCUGUCGGACGAUUACUUUUUAGCGUACGGCCACUAUGGAAAUCCGGUGAACAAAAAAACCUUUUUCUACAGCCAGAACGUCAUCGAAUGGAGUCUGAUUCCAACGGAUUAUCCGGCGGACGGAUCUGAUCUGGUGAAAACCAUGAAAGACCGGUUUAAAGGUGAUCCCAGACACGUGCAAAUGGCCAAUUUAUUCAAACCGUGGACGGAUCAGAUGGCAGAGAACAACACGCCAUCGAACAUGUCGGCUGACGUUUAUGGAGAAGGCGAAGGCGAGGAAAUCGUUCCCGAAGGACGGUCAAAAAACGUCCGGGCCAGCGACGUCUUAUCUUUGUUUGAAAUGGAAGAAGGCGCCAUGACGGAAAUCUACGGUUCGAGGGAUUCGGACGCGACCAAGAUGAUUAAAGAGGAAGACAGAUUGGCGGUUACAGUAGACAUGAUCGAAAACGAGACGCAUGUGGUGCCCCGGGGCUUCCUGUACAAACUCCCCAAUGGAAAUAUAGUGAACGCGCCGUACUAUAAGGGCUGUUGGGCUCCACAAAUCAUAUUCAACAGAUAUUUUGUGAUGCACAACCUGUUGUGGCCGGGCGCAGUAUUUUUUCAAGACAUGAAUACUGGCGUGCACGGUUUUUUCUACAAUGGCGACGGUAUUAAAAAUUUAGAUCUACCAUUUAUGCUCAAAUGUUAA